AAAGCUUGGUUUCCCAAAAAAUAAAAUAAAAUCAUAAAGCUUGGUGGAGGGUUGCGGCACCGCACGGUUACCCUAUCCAUUUCCAAGAAAAAAGCGUUGAAAACCAAAAAGUGAAAACAGGGUAAGAAGAAGCAGCGUAGAGAUCAAAGCAAAACCAAAGAAAUGCGCUCUCAGGUGUUUUCACUCUCAGCCAACACUACCUUUCUGCGACAAACUCUUCCAGUUUUGGUUAAACCCUACAAACCCAUUCUCUCUCGAACUGUAUUGCUCCUUAGAUCCACAUCUAAUUCACAAACUCUCCUAUGCAAUAGUGCUUUUCUUAGACCCCACAAAUUAUUCACCACGCAUUCUCUUCGCAAGUUUAAUUCACGUGCCACCCAUGUCAACGAUGCUGGCUCUAUCGACUCGCCUCUUAUCCAGUCCAUGCAGAAAAAGAUAAAGGAGCAACUCAAUGCAGAAUCAGUCACUGUUAAGGAUGCUUAUGGUGAUGGUCGGCAUGUUAGCAUUGAUGUUGUAUCAGUAGCCUUUGAGGGACAAUCAGCCGUUAAUAGGCAAAGGAUGGUUUAUAAAGCUAUAUGGGAGGAGCUUCAGAGUGUAGUUCAUGCGGUUGAUCAGAUGACUACUUGCACUCCUGCUGAAGCAGCUGCCCGAAAUGAUAAAAGAUCAUGAGAAUAUUCAUUGACUGCUUAUGCAUGGGAUUGAACUAGGAGUGUUUCUGCUCUUGGUGUUUCUAAACUCAUUAAUCUGCCAACAAUACACUUGGCUAAGAGCCAAACCUUUUCCCAUUGGUGGGGUUAGCUAUGUGAAUCCUACGAUGUCAUAAUGUUUUGUCAUAAAUUAUGUUUAUGGGUAAACUAUUGACUGCUUAAUUUUCUUAAUUGUUUUGCCUGUAGUUUCCUUCGGUCUCCAUUUUUUACCUUUAGUCCUUGGACUAACCUCCAUCUGAUCUACUCUCCUUGCUAAAACUUUUACAAGUCUUUUCGUCACAUGUUCAAAUCACCUAUGGUGAGAUUUUACCAUUCUUUCUAUAUUAUGUGCUAGCUCAACUAUUUCGCUAAUUGAUUAAUUCCUUUUAAGUCCAUUGCAUAUAUGAAUUGCUUCCUUUUAUUGGCCUAUUUACAAUAACUCUGGUACACCUUCCAAAUCAAUGAAGACCAAAUGUCAAUCCUUUUUAUUUCUUUAAUUCUUUUAAGCAACAACCUAGCUUUAACUGCCACCUUGUUAUCCAUGUCAUAGAGAUUUUACAAUGUUCGCCAUUUAUUGCCUAACACAACUGUGACCAUAUAUAUUCGGGCUUAGGAUCAAUUGUGUCAACAAACUUAUGUGAUUUUAUUAACAGAUUGGGUGAUCUUUAAGUUAUUUUUAGUCUUGAUAUC
This is a messenger RNA of Abrus precatorius (Indian licorice), 1376 nucleotides long. RefSeq names its product protein BOLA4, chloroplastic/mitochondrial. The transcript is spliced from 3 exons. The coding region runs from base 163 to 669 and encodes 168 amino acids. The record is from RefSeq and is a predicted model, not a curated record. NCBI's taxonomy places the organism in Eukaryota, Viridiplantae, Streptophyta, Magnoliopsida, Fabales, Fabaceae.